AUGAAUGUAGCUGUCUACUUGAAACCGCGAGCUCCCCACUGUGCCGUUUCCAACAUGGGUGUUGACUGGAUGGAGGAAAACAAUGGAGAAGUACGGGCUAAAGAGGACAGCAACACAAGCGCAUACUCUGCAAGGACUUUACACGGGUCACUCCGGGAGAGUCAUCAAAACAAAGCCUGGGACCGCGUGCUCUCGCCGGGGUACGCCACAGGUGCGUCCUCGGCGGAACUGCAGGCGCAGCGGGCAAUUAUCCGAGGGCCCCUUAACUCCACUCACCCCUGGAAGAGGGUGAUUGCAGGAGAAACGAGGCGAAUUGGACACAGCAAACGCGACUUCACUAGGACUGUGACACCCGUGGAGGAUCCCAACGCUGUCUCACAUUGGGACCCGACGCGCCACCACAAUAAGAGGAUAAAGUUGAAUGGCGGUUUUAGUAGUACGGGGACGCCAGCAGGUGGACACUACAAUGCGGCUAAGCUCUCUUCAAUAGGGCGGGGAGAUGGAGGAGGGGGACCCGAGGAGGGCGACAGGCACAAGAGAGGCACAAAAGACGAGCAGAAGAAAGCCUCGAAGAGGGGGAGAAACCGGCCGAACAAAAGCUCAGGGGUUUUGGCACAGCCUCACGCGUCGCCGUGGGAACCCAUCCCCAAGCCGGUGGCCCUCACCUCCACCGACCUGCCCUUUGACCUCUUCACCAGGAGGACCGAAUUCUUCACUUUCAGAGAGGAGAACCCCUGGGACGCCACGCCGAUCACCCCUCCCAGCUCGCAAGAUUUCGGGGACGAGAUCAAGAAUCCCUUUUACCCGGUGACAAGUGAGACUUACGGCGCUUACGCGAUCACAUGCGUCUCCGGGGUUAUCUUCCUGGUGGGGAUAGCGGGUAACAUUGCCAUCCUGUGCAUCGUGUGCCAGAACUACUACAUGAAGAGCAUCUCCAACUCACUGCUGGCCAAUUUGGCUGUCUGGGAUUUUGUGCUCAUCUUCUUCUGCCUGCCCAUGGUGGUUUUCCAUGAGCUGACAAAGUCCUGGCUGCUGGGGGAAUUCACCUGCAAAGUGGUGCCCUAUGUGGAGGUGGCCUCCCUUGGUGUGACCACCUUCACCCUGUGCGCUCUGUGCAUCGACCGCUUCCGUGCAGCCACCAACGUCCAGAUGUACUACGAGAUGAUCGAGAACUGCACCUCCACUACCGCUAAGCUAGCUGUCAUCUGGAUUGGUGCUCUCCUAUUGGCCCUCCCAGAGCUCCUCAUCAGACAGCUGGUGGCAGAGGACACAGGAAUCCCAGACGAGCCUCCCGUUGAACGCUGUAUUAUCAGGAUAUCCACCUCACUUCCUGACAUGCUCUACGUGCUGGGCUUGACCUACGAGGGCGCUCGGCUGUGGUGGUGCUUCGGCUGCUACUUUUGCCUCCCUACCCUCUUCACCAUUGGGUGCUCCUUGGUGACCGCACGCAAGAUCCGGCGUGCAGAGCAGGCCAGCGUGCGCAGCAACAAGAAGCAGAUCCGGCUGGAGAGCCAGAUGAACUGCACCGUCGUGGCGCUGGCAAUUGUCUACGGUGCGUGCGUGGUGCCUGAGAACAUCUGCAACAUAGUUUCUGCGUACAUGGCGGCCGGUGUUCCUGAGCACACCAUGUCUGUGCUCCAUCUCCUCUCCCAGCUGCUGCUCUUCUGUCGGGCCGCUGUGACGCCGGCGCUGCUGCUUCUCCUGUGUCGCCCGCUGGGCAGGGCCUUCCUGGACUGCUGCUGUUGCUGCUGCUGUAACCACGAGCCCUCCUCAGCCACUGCCAGUGAUGAUAACGAACACGAGUGCACCACCGAGCUUGAGCUGUCGCCGUUCAGCACCAUCCGCAGGGAGCUGAGUAACUACACACCUGCUGGCUCCAACUGCUAA
Messenger RNA from Perca flavescens (yellow perch), 1887 nucleotides. RefSeq names its product G protein-coupled receptor 37b (gene gpr37b). The record is from RefSeq and is a predicted model, not a curated record. Gene Ontology annotation, biological process: positive regulation of MAPK cascade; adenylate cyclase-inhibiting G protein-coupled receptor signaling pathway. The transcript has 3 exons. Gene Ontology annotation, cellular component: plasma membrane; signaling receptor complex. Lineage: Eukaryota; Metazoa; Chordata; Actinopteri; Perciformes; Percidae. Gene Ontology annotation, molecular function: prosaposin receptor activity; G protein-coupled peptide receptor activity. The coding region runs from base 1 to 1887 and encodes 628 amino acids.